AUGAAUGAUUCUUCAAAUCCUUCAGGAAAAGACUUUGGAAAUUUUUUGACAAGUUAUUUUGUGGUCAGUGGUCUUGCCUUGCCAAUAGUAUUUUACCAUACUCAUUUGAUUACAUUACAGGCUGCCAUAAUGAGCAUGUGUGGCGGCGUGAUUGUUUAUUUAACAAUAAUAAUAUUUGGAACGUUUUUCUAUGAGUCAAAUGAUGAUGAUUAUUAUUGA
Saccharomycopsis crataegensis is the source of this 219-nucleotide messenger RNA. RefSeq names its product Vps55 family protein. Gene Ontology annotation, cellular component: Vps55/Vps68 complex; endosome. The record is from RefSeq and is a predicted model, not a curated record. The transcript has 2 exons. Gene Ontology annotation, biological process: late endosome to vacuole transport via multivesicular body sorting pathway. Lineage: Eukaryota; Fungi; Ascomycota; Saccharomycetes; Ascoideales; Saccharomycopsidaceae. Bases 1 to 219 code for a protein of 72 amino acids.